CAAGAGGGAAAUCCUAUUUCAACCUAUAUCCGUUCUCUUUACUUCCAUUUAAUUUUUGUGUUGGUAAUUUUGUAGGUGAAAGGAAGAUAGUGCUACAGAAGUCGUCCAACUUAAGCCAUGCUAGACCCCCCUCAUCGAAUACCCGUCACUAGUUGCGAUUUGAUCUCAGGCUUCAUGAGCCGUUUUUAGAAAACAUUAUAACACCCCAACAAAUAUACUCAUUGCUCAAUCGUGUUGUGCCUCGCAGAACCUCUAGCUCUUCUGGGCAAUCCCCUCGUGGGACAUUUGCUUACUGAUGGAGCUUACCUAAAGUUGAGUGUCGUCACGAAGUUUUUCCAAUUCAUAGCUAUUUUGUUCAUGGUUGACCCAAGAGUUUGGCCGCGACGUCUGCGACUCAGAAGAAUUUGGUGUGUUGUGGUUGUGGAAAUCAACUCCACCCAUUUUAAACCAAUCAUUUAUGGAUUACUAUCUUUUCUACUUCUCAAAACUUAAAAUCUAGAAACAAGAGUGAAAAAGUCGAAGCAAAAGAUGUGAACACAUGGAAUCAAAAUACGCGUUCUCUUCAUAUAUCUCAACUUGUGGGCAUCUACUAUAUACCCGCCUUACUUCCACUGAAUCAAAAGGAGAUCAACCAUUUACUAGAAAAUCAAUGAAUGCCUUUGCCUGUCUUUUUGUAUACUUUUUAUUAUUCUCCCUCUUAGAAACCUCCAUUCCGCUGGGUAGUCUCACUCCAAGUCGAUCAAUCAGAGACGGCGACACUUUAGGUUCAACUGAUGGAAGAUUUGCAUUGGGAUUUUUCAGCCCACGUAGUUCAAAGAGCCGAUACGUGGGAAUAUGGUACGUGAUAUCUUCUGGGACAGUUGUGUGGGUGGCUAACAGAAACACUCCUCUUAAAGAUCACUCCGGAGUUCUAACGGUCACCAAUGAAGGUGUUCUUGCCCUUCUCAAUGGCACACAUAAUAUUAUUUGGUCAACUAAUACAUCAAGAACAGUAGAAAAUCCAGUUGCACAGCUCUUGGAUACCGGAAAUCUCGUUGUGAAGGAUGGAAAUAUCGAUGGCCCAGAUAGAUUUUUUGUGGCAGAGUUUUGAUUAUCUUUGUGACACAUUCCUACCGGAAAUGAAGCUUGGAAGGAACUUAAUUACUGGUCUUGAUUGGUUCAUAUCAUCUAGUAAGAGCACGGAAGAUCCUGCUCGAGGUUAUUUUACACUACGGUUAGAUCCUCGUGGGCUUCCAUAAGGGGUUAUUAUGAAGGGGAAUACCAUUAGGGCUAGAGCGGGGUCAUGGAACGGUCUGAGUCUUACAGGACGUUCGGGGUUAAAUCCGAAUCCAGUGUUAGAUUAUAAAUUCGUGAUGAAUAAGAACGAGGUCUACUAUAAGUUCAAACCCG
Carya illinoinensis is the source of this 1389-nucleotide messenger RNA. RefSeq names its product G-type lectin S-receptor-like serine/threonine-protein kinase At4g27290. NCBI's taxonomy places the organism in Eukaryota, Viridiplantae, Streptophyta, Magnoliopsida, Fagales, Juglandaceae. The record is from RefSeq and is a predicted model, not a curated record. The transcript has 2 exons. Bases 539 to 1090 code for a protein of 183 amino acids.